GGAGCUUCUUCCAAAGUAGGAGGGAAGAAAGAGUAGUGUCUUCGCUUCCUUCUUGAGUGGAAACCUUCGAAGUUUGGCGAGGAUCGGGGCCGGGAAACUGUGUAAAAGAAGCACCAAACUUGACUCAACUUCGGUGCGUAAAAGCGCACAGAGCAAGAACAGGGAAGCAGAAGAACAGAAGGAAAGCAGAGAAGGAAGGGAAAAGAAGGCGAGGCAUCUUUACAAGGACGUGGGAAAUAAGUUAAGCGUCUUCACUUCCUUUUGGACUGGAAACCCUCCAAGUUUGGCGAGGAUCGGGGCCGGGAAACUGUGUAAAAGAAGCACCAAACUUGACUCAACUUUGGUGCGUAAAAGCGCACAGAGGAAGGAAGGAAGGAGGAAAGAAGGAGAAACAUCUGGGAAAGAAGGAGAGAAGAAAGAGUAGAGUCUUGGCUUCCUGAAAAGAAGGAGAAGCAUCUUCCAAACGAGGAGGGAAGAAAGAGUAGCGUCUGCACUUCCUUCUUGAGUGGAAAACUUCGAAGUUCAGCGAGGAUCGGGACCGGGAAACUGUGCGCAAAAGAGGCAUCAAACUCGACUCAACUUUGGUGCGUAAAAGCGCACUGAGCAAGAACAAAGAAGGGGAAAAGAAGGAGAAACAUCUGGAAAAGUAGGAGAGAAGAAAGAGUAGUGUCUUCGCUUCCGUCCGAAUUGGAAAUCUUCGAAGUUUGGCGAGGAUCGGGGCCGGGAAACUGUGCGUAAAAGAGGCACCAAACUAAACCCAACUUUGGUGCGUAAAAGCGCACCAAAACUUGGCACCAUGAGCGCCGCGGUGGCCGGCCGGGCUGCGUCUUCCUCCGCCAAGGAGGCGGCGGCCAAGGCCGCGAUCCCGGAGGUGGUGCAGGACCCCCGGAGCAAGCGCCGGUACCGCCUGGGCCGCUUCCUGGGCAAAGGGGGCUUCGCGCGGUGCUACGAGCUGACGGACACGGCCUCCGGGGAGGUCUUCGCCGGGAAGGUGGUGCCCAAGGCGCUGCUGCUGAAGGCGCCGCAGAAGGAGAAGAUGUCCAUGGAGGUGGCCAUCCACCGCAGCCUCCUCCACCGGCACGUGGUGGCCUUCCACGGCUGCUUCGAGGACCCCAACUACGUCUUCGUCGUCCUCGAGCUCUGCAGGAGGAGGUCCCUUUUGGAACUGCACAAGCGGCGGAAGGCCCUGACGGAGCCGGAGGUCCGGUACUUUCUGCGCCAGAUCAUCCUGGGCUGCCAGUACUUGCACAGCAACCGGGUCAUCCACCGGGACCUCAAGCUGGGCAACCUCUUCCUCAAUGAUGACAUGGAGAUCAAGAUAGGCGACUUUGGCCUGGCCACCAAAGUGGAGUACGAAGGGGAGCGGAAGAAGACCCUUUGUGGGACCCCCAACUACAUUGCCCCCGAGGUCCUGGGCAAGAAGGGCCACAGCUACGAGGUGGACAUCUGGUCCCUCGGAUGCAUCAUGUACACCCUUCUGGUUGGCAAGCCACCGUUUGAGACCUCGUGCCUGAAGGAGACCUAUAUUCGAAUCAAGAACAACGACUACACCAUCCCACAGAACAUCAACCCAGUGGCUAGCAGCCUGAUCCGGAAGAUGCUACGCUCGGACCCGGCUGCCCGCCCCACCGUGGAUGAGAUCUUGGGCGAGGAGUUCUUCACGGCCGGCUACGCCCCUUCGCGGCUGCCCAUCACCUGCCUGACCAUGCCCCCCAGGUUCUCCCUGGCCCCCACCGGCCUGGACCUCACCACCAGGAAACCCCUCACCGUGGUCAACAAGGGUCCGGAGAGCCCUGCGCUGGAAAAGGUGGCAGCCGAGAAGGAGGAGGAGGUGGCCCUGAGGGAGACCGGGGAGACCACCGACGGGCACUUGGCCGACCUGCUCCGGCAGCUGACCCUGGUGAACGCCUCCAAGCCCUCCGAAAGGGCCACCAUCCGGCAAGAGGAUGCCGAGGACCCAGCCUGCAUCCCCAUCUUCUGGGUCAGCAAGUGGGUGGACUACUCCGACAAGUACGGCUUAGGCUACCAGCUCUGUGACAACAGUGUCGGCGUGCUCUUUAAUGACUCCACCCGCCUCAUCCUCUAUCAGGAUGGCGACAACCUCCAAUACAUUGAACAGAACGGCUCUGAGUCCUACUUCAACAUCCGCUCAUACCCGGAGUCCUUCAACAAAAAGGUGACGUUGUUGACAUACUUCAGCAACUACAUGAGUGAGCACUUGCUGAAGGCCGGCGCCAACAUCACCCCGAGGGAAGGGGACGAGUUGGCCCGCCUGCCCUACCUCCGGACCUGGUUCCGCACCCGCAGCGCCAUCAUCCUGCACCUCAGCAACGGCACCGUCCAGAUCAACUUCUUCCAGGACCACACCAAGGUCAUCCUGUGCCCCUUGAUGGGGGCCGUGUCCUACAUCGACGAGCGGCGGGGCUUCCGGACCUACCGCCUGAGCCUGCUGGAGGAGCAGGGCUGCUGCAAGGAGCUGGCCAGCCGCCUCCGCUACGCCCGCACCAUGGUCGAGAAGCUGCUCAGCUCCAAGUCCGGGGCCAUGGCCUGCCCCAAGCCCCCCGCAAACUAGACCUCCCGGGCGGCAAAACGGCCUCUGCCGCCUCCCGUGGGAAGAAGGGCUCUUCCUUGGACUGGAGAACCAAACGCUGCUGUUUCUGUUUCCGAAAAAGGAUCUGUUUCCUCCUGUUUUUUCGGCUCCCGCUCGCCUCCAUAGUAGCCGGACCCCCGUGCAUUAUUUCUAUAUGGGGUUGGGGGGUGAGCCUUCCUUCAAGCCUUCCCUGUCUUAACGUUCCUGUACGUGGUCUUGGUUUCGUCGUUCUCGAGUCCACACUUUUUAAAAAUAUUGCAUCAAACCGAAAUAUCCGUUUCCUGCCCUCCCCCUUUUUGUACUUUAUUCACUAACUAAUAAAGAGAAUUCUCACAA
Messenger RNA from Anolis carolinensis (green anole), 2926 nucleotides. RefSeq names its product polo like kinase 1 (gene plk1). Gene Ontology annotation, molecular function: ATP binding; protein binding; protein serine/threonine kinase activity. Gene Ontology annotation, cellular component: nucleus; cytoplasm; kinetochore. Lineage: Eukaryota; Metazoa; Chordata; Lepidosauria; Squamata; Anolidae. Gene Ontology annotation, biological process: mitotic spindle organization; protein phosphorylation. The transcript is spliced from 10 exons. The record is from RefSeq and is a predicted model, not a curated record. The coding region runs from base 797 to 2572 and encodes 591 amino acids.